GUAAUAUAGUAUAUAUUAUUUAGUUACUAGUAUAUAAUUAAUAUUAGAGUUAUAUCAAUAAUUUGCUUACGGAUUUAAAUAUACAUUUAAAUCGUUUGAAAAUUUUGGACUUGACAAUUUCAUCAAAACAAGAUUGAGUUACAACAAUGUGUACCCCAAAUAAGAAGACAAAGCUGUCUCAUUUAACACCUUGCAGGCGAAUGGGUUUAAAUAGGUCUCCAAGGAACUUUACACCACCUUUCAAAGAUAAAAAAGUGCACGUUGAGAGCCCUUUGGUAGAGAAUACUAAUAAUAAUGAGUAUAAGACUCCAAGGAAAGUUAUUAGUAGUAGGAGUAAGAAUAAACUUGUAUUCGAGGAUAAAGUUGCUAAAGGUGAUUCUGUAUCGACUGAAGAAGAUUUAGUAUCUAAUUAUGCACCUGAAGAUAAUUAUGUUGAAGCAACAUCAUCUGUUGGCGAAGAUCGCCUUAAAGAUGUGCCUUCGGUUGAAGUUUUUAAUGCACAUUCUGACAUCAAACAAGUCUGCAGAACACCCAAUGAGCAAAAUACAUUAGUUCAAGCACAAAAUGAUUUAAUAAAUGCUAUUAAUACACAAGAAGACCUCAAACAAAGCCCUAGCGAACAUAUUGAACUUAAUUCUACUAUAAGUGCAAAUUUAACAGACCUAGAAUCAUUUUUUGAUGCUGCAAGUAGUAAUACUUUACCAGAAGCAUCCAAUGGGCCAAAAAUUACAGAACAAGAUGUUACCCAGAGUGAUCUGCUGAAACUAAAGCGAGAAAUUGCUUUAAAGAAAAGAAAACUUAGAGAACUUGAAGGACUUGUUUGUGCUGAUGAUGUAACGGCACAAAUUGCAAUCUGGAAAAGUGCUACUAGAGAGAUUCUAGAAGAUUUAUUGACAUCGAUGAAGAAUGAGAAUAACGACUGCAGAAAUGUGCAAAUUGUAAAUAUAUUGAAGGCUUUAAAUAUUCCUUCUGAAUUGAUUGGGUAUGAUGCAGUAUCCGAAGACUUUAUAGAUUAAUUAUGAAGGUUUCAUUCUUUAUAUUCAUGUGAUAUAUUAGGCUUAGUUAAAUUAUAAACAAGUACCUAAUUUUCUAAUUAUAUUAUUACUUUUACAUUUACAUUAUUAUUCUAUG
Molecule: messenger RNA, 1131 nt
Organism: Ctenocephalides felis (cat flea)
Lineage: Eukaryota; Metazoa; Arthropoda; Insecta; Siphonaptera; Pulicidae
Exons: 4
Coding region: 147-1016 (289 amino acids)
Source: RefSeq, a predicted model, not a curated record